AUAACAAUAUAAUAAAUUUAAAAAAAAACAAAUAAAUACACAACUUACUUAUGAGUUUUUUUUUAGAAAAAGGAUUUUUUUUUUUCUUUUUACCAAAUAUUGCUUAAAAUGCUUUAAAGGACGCUUGCGUACUAUAAUGUAAUAAGGGGUAGAAAAACAGCGCACGCAAGUUGUUACCUCCACGAUCAUAAAAGUUCCUCCGUCCUUUUAUAAAACCAGCUGAUUUUGUCACUGAUUAUUUAUCAAGUAAAUGAGCUGUCAUUAAUGUAACUACAUUAAAAAUAUUUGAUCAACUUUUAAAUUGUCAUUCAUUUUAGUGAUCAUAGUUUUUAGUGAUUUAGUGCUUAUGUAUCAGUCUCAACCUUUCUAGAAUAUAGACAAAACAAUACCGCACUGAAGAGCAAUCAAUAUAACUAUAUCGAAGGUAAAAUGCAAGAAUGAAAUAAUAUAUAGAAUGAGACAUGGAGAGACUGACAGAUUCAAUAGAAGAGAGAUGAUGUCAAUAAUGUAUUGAAUUAUAAUGAUUCGAAAAUUAUAAAAAGAAAAUCUGGUGUAGAAAGUGAAAAUGAUGACGACAAAUUGGAGAAUUUGAUAGAAGAAUGAGUAGUUUCUUGAGUUCAUUAAAAAGUCUUGCUGUUGGAGCUGCAAAUGUUGCUAAAUAUCAGAAAGAGAAUUACGAGGAAGAAAAUGAGCCCAAUGCGAAUAUAAUGCAUUUGUGCGAAUUGACAGCACAACCUGGUGAAAGUGGCUAUAUACAAUGGCUCGAUGCAAUGAAAAAAUGUGCAAGAUUACCUGGAGGGAUACCUGCGGAAUUUCGAAAACAACUGUGGUUAACCCUAGCAGAACGUUAUUUGGAGCAACGUGGAGUGGAUUGGCAAAAAGCUGAAAUGAUGUGUUUUAAUGAAAAAACAAGUCAAGAUGACAAGGAUCUAAGCACGCAAAUUGUGAAGGAUCUUCAUAGAACUGGGUGUAGUUUAUUUUGCGGUGCUACUGGCCGGGACAAUCAGGCGGUGUUACGAAAAGUAUUGCUUGGUUUUGCCAGAUGGAAUCCAUCAGUUGGCUAUUGUCAAGGAUUGAAUGUUCUGGCGGCUCUUAUACUUCAAGUGACUGACAGAGCUGAAGGCUUAGCAUUGAAGAUAAUGAUUUAUCUUAUCGACAAAGUCUUGCCUGAAGGUUAUUACGCCGAUAACCUUCGUGGCUUGUCGAUUGAUAUGGCUGUAUUCUGUGAUUUGAUGCGUAUGAAAUUGCCUAAAUUAUCUCACCAUCUUGAGGCACUGCUAAAUGACAACAAAGACAAAACAACCGGCAGUAAUUAUGAGCCUCCUUUGACUAAUGUUUUCACAAUGCAAUGGUUUCUGACUUUAUUUUGUCACUGUUUGCCACAAAAAACAGUUUUUGGUAUUUGGGAUCUCAUUUAUCUUGAAGGCAGUGAUAUACUUCUUAAAACAGCUCUAGCUAUUUGGGAAGAAAUAUCAGAUCGAGUUAUGACCGUUACUUCCGCAGACGAAUUUUACAGUAUCAUGGGUGUUUUAACCCGAGAAAUGCUGGAAUUGACUGAUACGAAUAAUUUAAUAACCACAAUUGUAAACAUGGGGCCUCUUUACGGAAUAACUGAUCUUCGAGAAAAACACCGUUAUAAUAUAACAUCAUGGGCAAGACCAUUGAGUGACAGUGAUGAAACAGAUAUUGAAGAAGACAAUCGACUUGAAAUUAAAACACCAAUAUUUGGAAUUUCACAACGUUCGACAAAAGAUCGAAUAUUGCGACAAAUAAAUCCAAUUCAUGACAAAGAAAAACUUGCUCUAGAUAUAUACACUUUGAAACAGCAAUAUGCAAAAUUACGAGAACGUCAACGACAAGCUCACAUUAUACUUUCUGCUGCAGUUUCAAGGCCAUCAGUCGUAGCAACAUCAACAUCACAAGCAAUGAAUCAUUUGUUGAUUGGAAAAGGUGCACUUGUUAAUGAAAAAUCACGGCAUUUGGGUUCUUUGUCAAGUGCAAUAUCAUCAAAAGUUCACGCCAGAAACGUGUCGUUAAAUUGGAAACAUCAAAAAAACUCAAAAGAAAUAGUGAAUGAUGAAUCACUUACUAGUGAACCUACUAAUGAAAAUGAAACAUCAGUUCAAAUUGAAUCACCAUCAUCGAAAUACCUGCAAACUAUACAUUCAAAAUAUUCGAGGAAUGACAGUGUUGAUAGUGUUGACAGUGACAGUGGUAGUGGAUCAACCGAGCUCUGUGAUGAUCCAGAUAGUUUAAGUGACAGUGAUGAUCGAACUUCAAUGUCCGACUGUUAUUUUCUUUCUAAUGACAUCUCUUCACUGGAAUCAUCACAAACUAACAGUGGAAAACAAAUAUCAGUUGACCAGCCAGCCGUGAGUCAACAUCUGUUUGACGACAAUGAUUUGGUUUCGUCCCUCACCAAAAUAACAAGUCAGAUUGGAAAGCUUUCUAAAGAAAGCUUCGAUGAUAUUAAAAUAAAAAUGUCGAGCGUUGAUGACAAAGACUAUCCCAAUGAAUUUCAAUCUCCAAUUCAAACCAAAAUAUUUAAAAAAUCAAUAAAUCAAAUCUCCUCUUCGUUUAUUGAUGAUAGUGCAGUGAAAAAAUUAAAUGAAAAUAAUUACAUGCUAAAAAGUAAAGAAAAAAUAAAUGGUAUUAAUAAAGAUAAUUUAAAAUUGAAAGAAAAUGAUUUCUCUAUUUCAAAAUAUUCUCCAUCACAAUUUAACACAGUGAAUUUCACGAGUGUAAAUAAUAGCAAUAUGGAUCAUAGUAAAUCAACUAAAUAUGAUAAUCAAAAUACAUUGAUUAAUAAUUCGAAUGAUGAGAAAUUAAGUAAUAAUGAUUUGAAUUCUAAUUAUAGACAGAAACUGCUGAUAAAAGUUGAUUUAUCGGAGACAAAAAAAAAUCAAACACCGGAUAACUUACUUAAGUCAUUAGAGCCAGUAUAUGAGCAUGAUUGGAGAUUUUGCAUAAACAAAGAAAAAGAAACAGUCUCACCAUUGAUGUAUCGACCCCGAUGCUAUAUACCCAUGACUGUCAACACAUUACAAACAGAGUCAUUCAGUAGUAACGAAAUAGAUAAUAUAUUCCAUAUUGAUCAAUCGCCAAACAUUGCCAAGGCUGUGUCACCUUUUUACUCAAUAUUGAAUCCUAGUUUUGAAAUGAUGCCUAAAAAAAUAAAUUCUAGCUCUCCAGACACUCAGUUAACAACGAAUUCCGUGGAAUCAAGGUUUGACAAAGAAAAUGACAGUGAAAAUUUUUCAAAACUAUCAACAGAUUUUAAACUCAGAUCAAAUUUAAUUAGUGAAUUUAUUCAAUUAGAAGAUAACAGUGAAAUACCACCUAAUAGCAUCGGUGAAAUUGAUGAUGAAAAAAAUUAUAAACUGAAAUAUUUCAUGAAUAAUAAAUCAAGUUCAGCUGAUAAACAAUUUGAAAAAAGUGAUUUAUCUGUUUUGAAUGUAGCUAGUGAUAAUUUCAUUGAUAGUUUUGGUAUUUGUCAAAAUGUUAUAGGACCCAAAGACCGUGAUUCAGGUAAAUGUCUAGAAAGAAGUUGGACUAGUUUAGAUAGGCAAUUUGAUAAUCAAAUGUUUUCAAAACAACUAGAAGAAGUAACAACAAUUCAAAAAUGUUCAAGUGAUAUUCUAGAUGAUUGGAGACAUCUUGAAGCAUGUGAAAGUGAUGGUCACAGGAUCAGAAAAAAUGAACAUGAUUGGACUGAUUUAAAGAGUCUGGAAGCACGUCGAAAAGAUACAUUUAGUGAUUCCGCAUCUGGUUUUUCACAGUUAAAAUUAGAUCAUUCACGAAAUGACUUGACGUUUGAAUUGCGAAAAACUUAUAAAAUUCGUCCUAAAAUAUAUAUUGAUGAAAAUAGUGACAGUAUAUUAAAUAAUUAUAGCAAAAGUUUUGGGAACAUGGAAGCUGCUAAUAAUGAAGAACCAAAACUCGGUGUUUGGACAAAAGUUCAACCACGUAGACAAGGUGAAAACCGGAAAAAUAGUGACCGAGCACUGAAAAUAAUCCAAGAAAACUCUGUAAUACUGCACAAAAUUUUGACUGGACAGGCUCGAAAAAGUAUACCAGAUCUGGAAGAUAUAUCUGAAGAAAUAACAAUAAGCCCGAUUAAUGAAGAAAUUUCAAAAAUAUUUAGUCCAUUACUUGAAAAAAUGGGCUUCAAUGAACACGAAAUAAGCAAGGAAUUAUCUCGAAUUGACUUUGAUAAUUUUGAUCAAAUGAAAUUAACUGCUGGCUCGGAAUUUGAUUCAAAAAUAAAUGAUGAGCUCACAAAACGUUCGUUGAUCAAUGAUAAUGGAAUAGUUGAUGUAGUUGAUCUAGAUAAUAUGCUGUCUGAUGAUGUGUCAGCCAUGAGAGAAGCAAGAAUUGAUAAACAAAUAAAUGAUGAAUUGUCAAAGUUAUCACCUAACUAUGACAUUAAUACAACAAAGUUUAAUAUCGAUUUAUUAACAAGUAUAACAUCACCAAAUUUAAACACAAACGAAUUUGAUGUAUCAGAUUUAUCAAGUAUAUCAUCAAAUAUUUUCACCCUUGACACAUCAAAUGGUUUCAAUGAAAUAGUAGAUAAGGAUUAUAAAUUGAUUCAAGAUUCGACAAUAUUAUUAAGAAAAUACAAAUCAAUUCAUACAGACAAACAAUAUAACAAUGUAACAAUUGAAGAAUAUGAUUAUCCAUAUCUUUCGGCUGAAAGCAAUCUAGAUAUACACAACGAAUUAGAAAAAUUAAGUAUAAUGUCAUCAAAAAUAUUGUCAUCUCACCAGCAUUCGGAAUCACAAACAUCUAAUAUGCCCCAUAUUUCGACUAAAAUUUAUUCGCCGCAAACAGAUUUAGAACUUGAUAGUCUUAUGCCUUUUCAAUGUGCCAUUGACAGUCAGCCAUUUAUCAGAUCACCUACAUAUAAAAUUAAUGGCAAAAAGUGUGAGCAUGGGAUGAAUCGACCAAUCUUGUCGAAAGAAACACUUGAGUUUCGAGUUAGAUACGGUUUUGAAGACAAAACGAGUGGUUCGGAAUUAGGUUCUCGGUCAAAUUAUCCAGAUGGAAUAAGGUAUGAUAAUCCGUUCUCAAGCAGUUUUAAAAAAUAUAUUUCUGAUAAUACUGAAAUUAUGGACCAAAAAAUUUCAGAAAUUGAAACAAGAGAUCACCAGUUGUAUAAUUCUAUUCAUCUAGAUGACACAACAUCACCAAAUUGUAAAUUUCCAAAGCAUGAUAGUAUUGAUUUUAUAAAUAGUUCUUUGACUUCUGCAUCAUCAUCAACGUCGCCAAAUGAAACAGAUGAGAGAAUGAAAGUCACAUAUAAAAAUGUCUGUGACCAAUCAGAGUAUUCAAAACCAUUCGAAAAAUCUUCAACUACACCAAGAAAAGUUUUGAGUGAUGAUUUCAGUAACAAUGUAAACUGCACCACUAUGGACAAUUUAAAAAAUAAUUUUAGUCCAUUUCCAAAGAGAAGCACUACGAGAAAGCCAAAUAAAUUAGGACUCAAACUAGGUCUUUACACGCCAUCAAGCCCUAAUGUUAAUGAAUCCAAAAAAGCAUAGUAUUAAGACUUUCUGAUCAUGUAGCUUUAAUGAUGAAUCAAAAGGACUGUUGGAUUUAGUUUUACUCUUACACAAUUCUGUCAUAUUCGGAAUCUCCGUAAUUUGACUACAAGAAGAUUAGAAAUACUACAAUAUAUUUAUAUAAUAUUAUAUUUCUACUUUUUUUGCUUGUCAGACUUCUCCAACUUAUAGCGCCCAGGUAAAAAUAAUAUAUAGGUCUGACAAAUCUUGCUUUCUAUCGUUCAAGACUUUGGUGUUUUUAUAUUUAAAAACUAAAUUUCAAUUAUCAAAAGCUGAAAAUAGUUUUAAAAAAAUUGAAAAUAGGAUUUAAUUGAUUUUGUCACAUAUUUUUAUCAAUAUUUAAAUUUUUUGAGUAAUAAAUAAUAAAUAUUAUUGAUAAAUAUAGGUAUUUUAUUGAUGUAUAAAUGACGAUAUGUGAAUAAUUGAAGAAUAAUUAUACGUAAUGAAAUAAAUUGUGUAAUAGGGUCAAAAAUAAAUAGAAAAAAAAAUCGAGGAGGAAGUCACUUGUAUAAUCUGGUGUACAUCGGGAAAAGAAGCCGCAAUAAUCAAUUUUACCGAAUUAAUCUUACCGAAAUGAUUUUUAAAAAACUGUAUAAUUAUUGCAAUCUUAAGUACUCUUGUAAUCUUCUGUGAUCAACAAUAAUCUUGAAAAAUCUCAUGUAAUCGUCAAUAAUCUUACGUCGUAUAUUUGUAAUCUACGGUGAUUUUAUGUAUGGGGCAUGGAGUUUUAUACCAUGUUAGAGUGGGUAUAAGCCUUAAACCUUAAAUUUAAAAGCCUUAUACCCACUCUAUACCAUGUAGACCUCCAUGGUUC
Aphidius gifuensis is the source of this 6378-nucleotide messenger RNA. RefSeq names its product probable WRKY transcription factor protein 1. Gene Ontology annotation, cellular component: endoplasmic reticulum. NCBI's taxonomy places the organism in Eukaryota, Metazoa, Arthropoda, Insecta, Hymenoptera, Braconidae. Bases 600 to 5543 code for a protein of 1647 amino acids. The transcript has 12 exons. The record is from RefSeq and is a predicted model, not a curated record.